AUGGUAAUUGUAGAGGAACUUGCUAUCUUUGAAGACAGCGCUGUGAUCAGGAAAGAAGGUAAAGAAUUUGCAUAUUCAAGCUUUAUUUCAGAAAAGGUGGGAUGCUGUGUAAAAUGUUGAUAAAUAUAGAUUUAAAUUGGAUUUUAAAAAGUCCAAAGACAAGACUACAAAUGGUGAAACUGAGAAUUUUUUUGGUAUAUAAUAAAUGCUUAUCUCAAAAUCUAUCCCCGCUGUGUCUUCCAAAAAGUCAGGACAGACAGCAAACAUCUUCAAAAUAAUUAGGUUAUCUUAGCAAAUAAUAAAGCUGAGUUUGUUGAUCUGUGAGAGACAGUGUGGGUUUACAGUUUAAGAGUAAUGCUACUGGUGUUGAAUUUCAAAAUUUAUUGUUGUUGAUUGUUUUUAGCCUCUGUGAGGCACUUUGAAUUACAUUUUUUGUCUGAAAAGUGCCAUAAAAAUAAAGUUGAAUUCGAAGUUGAGAAAAAUAAAGUUGAAUCCCUUAGUGUAAUUUACAAACCACCAAUUUAAAAAAACAACAACAAAAAAAAUUCAAACCUAUUUUGGAUUAGGGUUGCAUUUAUAUAAAAAUCCUCAAACUUUAAAAUCUUUUAGAAUAUUUUCUUGGGGAAAAAACAACAUUUUAUACACUUUUAAAUGUUUUAUCAAAUGAGCUAAGUUAAGGUACAUUGAACAUUGUUCUUGAAUUAAAAAUUUACUUUCAAAUCUACGGUGGCUUUUAUCCUUUUAUUUUCGCAGUAAAUAUUUUUUUAUUCCAUCACCACUUUUUUUUUUUUUUUUUUACAUUGUUAACUUCUGUUGUGGCUUUUUUUUGCAUCCUUUUAUCUUUGCAGUAAAUAUAUAAUUUUUGCAAUUGCAACUUUUCUUGCGCUGUUAACUUUCAUUGUUUUUUUUGUUUUUUUUGCAUCCUUUUAUUGCAGUAAAUAUUUUUUUUUCCAUUGCCACUUUUUUGUGUCGUUAACUUCCAUUGAGGCUUUUUUUAAAAAUACAUCCUUUUAUUUUCGCAGUAAAUAUUUUUUUCCAUCGCCACUUUUUUUUGCGUUGAUAACUUCCAUUGAGGCUUUUUUUUUAUCUGCACUGUUUCUUUUUUAUCUGUCGUGGACUUCGGGUUCUUUUUUCUUUUUCUUUUUUUUUUGCAUCAGUAACUUCCGUUGUGACUUUUUUUUUUUUGCAUUUUUUUAUUUUAUUUGCAGCAGUGGCGGUUCUCGUCCACCGUAUAAACCCGCACACAAGUCCACUUGUUUAUAAAAUUCUAUCAGAGGAUGCGGCAAAUUACGUGUCGUAUCCUCAAACUAAAAUGUCCGACCGUACUUAAAGGCACCAUUUGACGAACGCUCUCUCAUCCACAGGGCGCCGCUACACGUCACGUCGCUGUCGUCAUCAGUACAUACAGGAAGUAAUGAUCCGCUCUGUGGUCAACGGUGAACGGAGGAGGAGGAGGAAAGAAAAGAGCCGAAGAGUAAAGCGACACAACAAUGUCAUCUGCGCCCCAACCAGCUGCGGACCGAGAGCUGAAUAUUUAACUUCUGCGGUGAGUACGAAGCGAAAAAACGCGAAAGACGAGAGGAAGUCGAACACGUUUGUGAUGGCAUCCGGGUUAACCUGUGCGCUGCUGGCAAGAGAGGACCCGAGGAUCACGACCUCACACUCAAUGCAAGGGUCAUUUAUGAGUGUGCAGGAGACUUUAAACUUCAAUAUUUCCUCAAACAAACAAAAAAAUGUUGAUUUAAAAAGUGGUUAUAGAGCAGGUGAAGCUCUGAACUGAAGUGUACAAUGAAUUAAACAGCUGCAGGUAAGAAUGUGGGGUUAUUCCAGAGCUAAUCUAAUGUUGUCUGCAAGUUUGAGAAGUACAGCACAUCCCUGGUGUUCGUGCACAAACUGCACACCAUCUUUUUAUUGAAUACACCCACUAAAAUCAGCUAAUGCACAUCUGUUUGGUGCCCUUUGACCUGCAAGGGGUUGGGAAACUGCCUUACAGCAACAUGAGAAGUAUUUAUGGGCCUCAAACUCACUGUCUUUUCCUUUGAAAUCCUUCUCCUUAGAUGUCAUCCUUUAUGGUGACAUAGGGCACCUUAUCAGCCUUAAAGCAGGGGAUGUACCACUUAUCUUGUUCAUGUAUUGUCAGACAUGUUAGGAUAAGUUAAUCGCUGAAAAUGUUUCCAAAGUUAACAUAGCUCAGAUGCUACCCUGAACUCAUUUUAUAAAGAAUCUUUGUAAUUGGAUUAGUUUAUGGUGUAUGGUGGCCGAGAACCGCCACUGCUGCAAAUAAAAAUUUUUUUAAAAAGAAUGCAAAAAAAAAAAAUUAUAAUAAAAAGCCAUUACGGAAGUUACCAAUGCACAAAAAAAAGAAACCAAAGCCCUCUGCAAAUAAAAAAGAAAUGGUGUAGACGAAAAAAAGUGAUGAUGGAAAAAAAUGAGUUACUUACUGUCAAAAUAAAAGGAUGCAAAUAAAAGCCUGAGUGAUAUGAAGUUGAACUGAAGCUAAAACUACACCAGCAUCCUCCAGUUCAACUUCAUAUCGACUCAGGCGCUACAUGGCCGAACCAAAUACACAUUAAAAAGUACAUGAAGUGAAAUUAAACAACUUUUCCACUUAAUUUUUUGCUCAUCAUAUCACCGUUGUCUUCUGUGCCUAGAUCGUAAAACACCGAUGCAUCAUCAUUAUUGAUUCCCGGUAGCUCACUUCCAAUGUGGCUUUUUUUAUUUUCGCAGUAAGUAACUUUUUUUUUUUUUUUUUGCAUCACCACUUUUUUUUUUUUUGCGUUAUUAACUUCUGUUGUGGCUUUUUUUUUUUUUUAAAAAUCUGCACUGUUUCUUUUUUUUAUUUGCAGCAGGCUUCAGUUUGUUUUUUUUUUUUUGAUCGUUAACUUCCGUUGUUUUCCUUUCUGAAUGUCGACCAUUUCAAAACAUCUGAGGAGCAGUUUCAGAUAGGGCUGGGAUGAUAUGCUUUUCUCCCGAUUCGAUUAUUUGACGAUUUUUUGGAUGCUGAUUCGAUUUUUAAACAUGAAAAUAGAUUUAAAAAUUGUGAAACAAAAAUUCGCGAUACUUAUGUGAAUCAAUUUCCUCUCCCGCCCCUAGUUUUGGAGGCCUGUCUCAGAACUCGAAGCCUCAGAAGAGUCACAUCAGUUUCUAUUAUCAGAACUCGUGUUUUGCUUCCUGUACAGUAGCCUCCCUGUUUUAGUUGCAGCGCCUCUGCUGUUGUUUUAAUCAGGCUGAUCUUUGGCCUCGCUCCCGUUACAGCGCUCGGAUUACAUCACAGAAACACCCCCCAGUAUGCCCACUAAUGAACUGACCGCAUGUUUGUCUUUAACAUCCACCCAGCUUGCAGCAUUUGCCGCUUUUCUCUGAGUUAUUGUGCGGGUUAUAAAAGCUCCCUUCACCUGUUGUACCUGCCCGUUCAAAGGUUGCCCUAAUGAAUGAGAACUCCAUGAAUGGCCUCCUGCAAGGUUUGACCC
Molecule: messenger RNA, 3470 nt
Organism: Xyrichtys novacula (pearly razorfish)
Lineage: Eukaryota; Metazoa; Chordata; Actinopteri; Labriformes; Labridae
Source: the annotation of a GenBank genome assembly